AUGGCCAAGUCAAGAUUCGAGUAUGUGCGCCAAUUCGAAUCUCACGAGACGUUACUGCCGGAAACAUACAUAGUGGUGAGAAUCGAUGGUAAAAAGUUUCAUGAGUUCUCCAAGCAUUAUAAUUUCGAGAAACCCAACGACGAAAGGGCUUUAAAGCUCAUGAACGCGAGCGCGAAGAACGUGGUUCUCAAGUAUAAGAAUGAUGUUGUUCUUGCAUUUGGAGAAAGCGAUGAGUAUUCUUUUAUCCUGAAAAAGGAUACAUCUCUGUUCAAAAGGCGUCGCGAUAAGCUGAGUUCACUUUUUGUGUCUCUCUUCACUGCCAACUACGUGGCGCUAUGGUCCAAAUUCUUCCCAGGUACGGCGCUUGAUUACAAGCAUCUCCCCUUCUUUGACUCUAGGUGUGUGUGCUACCCAAAUCUUUCCACAAUAAAGGAUUAUCUCUGCUGGCGUUAUGUGGACACACAUAUUAACAAUCUAUACAAUACUGUAUUUUGGCAACUGAUAAUCAAAUGCGGACUAACGCCACAGGAGUCUGAGCAAAAGCUUUGCGGCACUUUGAGCAGCGACAAACAAGAGAUCCUGUUCACAGAUUGUGGAAUCAACUACAAUGACGAGCCAAACAUGUUCAAAAAAGGCUCACUUGUGACCAACAAGGGUGAGGUCUGCCACAUUGAUGUUGUGAAGCAGAUCGAUGUUUUGUUUGAAGGUUUUUAG
Messenger RNA from Lachancea thermotolerans CBS 6340, 714 nucleotides. It is a transcript of the gene THG1, whose product is annotated as tRNA guanylyltransferase. The transcript has a single exon. Gene Ontology annotation, biological process: tRNA modification. Gene Ontology annotation, molecular function: tRNA guanylyltransferase activity; magnesium ion binding. The record is from RefSeq and is a predicted model, not a curated record. Bases 1 to 714 code for a protein of 237 amino acids. NCBI's taxonomy places the organism in Eukaryota, Fungi, Ascomycota, Saccharomycetes, Saccharomycetales, Saccharomycetaceae.